AUGUCCUAUGCAGCAGCAGAUACAGAUUCUGAAGAAGACGAUGCUGCUGCAGCAGCAGCAGCAACAAGAGGUGCAGUAGCGGCACUCGCAGCAGCAAGAGCCGCUGCAGCGAGAGCUGCAGCAGCAAGAGCUGCAGCAGCAACAGCACCUCCAGCAGCAGAAUCUGAAGCAGCAGAGUCUGCAGCAGAGACACCUGCAGCAGCAGCAGCAGCAGCAGAACCAACUCGCCGCUCUCUUGCGUUGUCUUGGGGCUGUGCUGCUCCUCCUCAAUCGAGUGCAAAUCAAAAACGAAGAGAAAGAGCGAAGCGUGCAAGGGAGAGACAGCGCCAGCAGCAGCAGCAGCAAGAAGAGCAGCAGCAGCAACAGCAGCAGCAAGAGCAGCAGCAGCAGGAGGCGGCUGCUGUUCCUGCUGCUGCUGCUGCUGCUGCCUUUCACUGUCAAUGCAGCGGUUUCUGCAGCGGUAGAAUUGCUGCUCUGGUAGUCAGAGAUGAUAUGAGGAGAAGAGGCAUCGCUAAGCAGUUGGUGCUGCUGGCGCUGCAGCAGCAGCAGCGGCUGGUGGCUGCAGCAGGAACAGCAGCAGCAGCAGCAGCAGCAACAGAAAGCGAAGAAGACCAGCAAGCGAUUUGCCGCGCCCUUCUCUCUGGUUUUGCUGCUCGUUGUAUGCAUUUAAGCUGCAGCAAACUCGAUGAAAAGUGCAGCAAAGCUGCUGCUGCUGUUGCUUCCUUAAUGGGGGCUCCACACCAGAAGAGCUGCUGCUUGCUGCCAGCCGCUGCUGCUGCAGCAGCAACCACUGCAGCAGCAGCAGCAGCACAUGCAGCAGCAAAUGCAGAAACAGUGAAGGGUUCAGCACCAUUAACCAGUGCUUUGGCAGCAACAACACCUGCAGCAGCAGAAACAGCAGGUACAGCAGCAGCAACAGCAGCAGCUGCUGCAACAGCGGCAACAGCAGGUGCAGCAGCAGCAGCAGCAGGUGCAGCAGCAGCAGGUGCAUCAGCAGGUGCAGCAGCAGCAGAUGCAGCAGCAGCAGCAGCAGUAGCAGCAUUUGUGAAGGGGCGUCGAAUGG
Eimeria acervulina is the source of this 1063-nucleotide messenger RNA. RefSeq lists its product as hypothetical. Lineage: Eukaryota; Apicomplexa; Conoidasida; Eucoccidiorida; Eimeriidae. The record is from RefSeq and is a predicted model, not a curated record. The annotation marks the transcript as partial. The transcript has a single exon.